This is a messenger RNA of Aphanomyces astaci, 1458 nucleotides long. RefSeq lists its product as hypothetical. The transcript is spliced from 8 exons. The record is from RefSeq and is a predicted model, not a curated record. Gene Ontology annotation, molecular function: structural molecule activity; protein binding. Gene Ontology annotation, cellular component: proteasome regulatory particle, lid subcomplex. Bases 18 to 1358 code for a protein of 446 amino acids. NCBI's taxonomy places the organism in Eukaryota, Oomycota, Saprolegniomycetes, Saprolegniales, Verrucalvaceae. Gene Ontology annotation, biological process: ubiquitin-dependent protein catabolic process.
AUUAUCCUGAGGCUACGAUGGCAGACGGGGGAUCGCAUGAUAUGGACGUGCUAGAAGUGCCGAAGAAGCACAAGCUCCAGGAGGACUUUGAUGCUGCGGAAGAGGAGAUCGAAGAAGAACGCGCGUCUCCGGAGCGCUCGAUUGCUGCGUUCCAGAAGAUCUUGGCUUACCAUGGAGCUGAUGACAACUUGGAGGUCGUGCACAAGGUGAAGGAGCUGUCGAUUUACAAAUUGGGGCAGCUCUACAUCCGCCAUGGACGCGAGAAGGAAUUGGCCGCGCUGCUCCAGAACGUCCGUCCGUUCUUUUCCACGAUUCCCAAAGCCAAGACGGGGAAAAUUGUUCGAACCAUCAUUGAUAUGGUGUCGAAAGUCAAAGUGCUCGAUGCGACCAAGGCGCUGCAAUUCCAAGCCGACUUGUGCUACGACUCGAUUGCAUGGUGCAACCUCGAGAAGCACACGUUCCUUCGCCAACGCAUCCAGGCCCGCUUGGCGUCCAUCUUGUUUGAACAGCAAAAGUUCCAAGCCGCGCUGGACUUAAUCACGGAGCUCCUUCGGGAAAUCAAAAAGCUCGACGACAAGCCCCUCCUCGUCGACAUCCACCUCGUCGAGUCCAAGUUGUAUCACGCGUUGCGCAACGUGCCCAAGGCCAAGGCAUCGUUGACGGCGGCGCGCUCCAUUGCUAACACCAUCUACAUCAUCCCCCGCACCCAAGCCAACAUCGACCACAUGUCGGGCAUCUUGCACGCCGAAGAGCGCGACUACAAGACUGCGUUUUCAUACUUUUUCGAGGCGUUUGAAGCGUUGGUGCCGCUGGACCCGGUGGAAGCGCUGGCGUGCCUCAAGUACAUGCUGCUGAGCAAGGUGGCCAACGGUCAGUCGGCGGACGUGCCUGCGAUCGUGAGCACGAAAAACGCCAUCAAGUUCACGGGCAUCGACAUCGAAGCGCUCAAGGCGGUGGCCAAAGCCCACGACCAGCGCUCCCUCGAGCUGUUCCAGCAGGCCACGACCACCUACGCCGCUCAAUUGGUGACCGACCCCCUGAUCAAGCACCACUUGGGGCUGUUGUACGAAAAGCUGUUGGAGUCCAACUUGAUCAAGAUCAUUCACCCGUACUCGUGCGUCGAGAUCAACCACGUGGCCAACUUGAUCAAGCUGCCCCUCGUUCAAAUCGAAACCAAAUUGUCGCAAAUGAUAUUGGACCACAAAUUCCACGGCAUCCUCGACCAAGGACGCGGCCAGUUGAUCGUGUAUGAAAACCCCACCGAAGAUAAAACGUACAAGGCGGGCCUCGGGGUGAUUGAAAACGUCGGCCAUAUUGUCGACACGUUGUUCCGCCGCGCGGACAAGUUGUCGGCGUAGAAACCGUAGGAUCAUCGGCACAAUUCCACCGAUUGUGUUUUUUCGUGUAUUGUGUUUACAACGCCGGCAACGACACGGACGGCGUCAUGCUGAGUUCGCC